CUCUUCCGACCCGUUGCUACUCGGAACCAGAGUUGGUGGCUGGACCUCUUGCGACCUCGGGGAGUGAUGCUACCCUUCUCUUUGCUCUGGCCGGCUCGGCCUCUGCAACGAUGUGGUCAACUGGUCAGGAUGGCUACUCGGGCUCAGCAUAGUGAGGUGGCCCAGACUCAGACCCGGGAAGCAGCUGGGGGCUGGACAGGUCAGGAGAGUCUGUCGGAUAGUGAUCCUGAGAUGUGGCAGCUACUACAGAGGGAGAAGGACAGGCAGUGUCGUGGCCUGGAGCUCAUUGCGUCAGAGAACUUCUGCAGCCGAGCUGCGCUGGAGGCCCUGGGGUCCUGUCUGAACAACAAGUACUCGGAGGGUUAUCCUGGCAAGAGAUAUUAUGGGGGAGCAGAGGUGGUGGAUGAAAUUGAGCUACUGUGCCAGCGUCGGGCCUUGGAAGCCUUUGAUCUGGAUCCUUCCCAGUGGGGAGUUAAUGUCCAGCCCUACUCCGGGUCCCCAGCCAAUCUGGCUGCCUACACAGCCCUUUUGCAGCCUCAUGACCGAAUCAUGGGGCUGGACCUGCCUGAUGGGGGCCAUCUCACUCAUGGCUACAUGUCGGAUGUUAAGCGGAUCUCUGCCACAUCCAUCUUCUUCGAGUCCAUGCCCUAUAAGCUCAAUCCCCAAACUGGCCUCAUUGACUAUGACCAGCUGGCGUUGACUGCUCGACUUUUCCGACCACGGCUCAUUAUAGCUGGUACCAGUGCCUAUGCUCGCCUCAUUGAUUAUGCUCGCAUGAGAGAGGUGUGUGAUGAGGUCAAGGCACACCUGCUGGCAGACAUGGCUCACAUCAGUGGCCUAGUGGCUGCCAAGGUGAUCCCUUCACCUUUCAAGUAUGCAGACAUUGUCACUACCACCACCCAUAAGACUCUCCGAGGAGCCAGGUCAGGACUCAUCUUCUACCGGAGGGGAGUUCGGGCUGUGGACCCCAAGACUGGCCGGGAGAUCCCUUACACAUUUGAGGACCGAAUCAACUUUGCUGUGUUCCCAUCCCUGCAGGGGGGGCCCCACAACCAUGCCAUUGCUGCUGUAGCUGUGGCCCUCAAGCAGGCCUGUACCCCCAUGUUUCGGGAAUACUCCCUGCAGGUGUUGAAGAAUGCUCGGGCCAUGGCCGAUGCCCUGUUAAAGCGAGGCUACUCACUGGUGUCUGGUGGCACUGACAACCACUUGGUGCUGGUAGACCUGCGGCCCAAGGGUCUGGAUGGAGCUCGGGCUGAGCGGGUGCUGGAGCUUGUGUCCAUUACUGCCAACAAGAACACGUGUCCUGGAGACCGAAGUGCCAUUACCCCUGGGGGCCUGCGGCUUGGGGCCCCAGCCUUGACUUCUCGACAGUUCCGUGAGGAUGACUUCCGGAGAGUUGUGGACUUUAUUGAUGAAGGGGUUAAGAUUGGCUUGGAGGUGAAGAGCAAGACUGUCAAGCUCCAGGAUUUCAAAUCUUUCCUGCUCAAGGACCCAGAAACAACUCAGCGUUUGGCCAACCUCAGGCAACAGGUGGAGCAGUUUGCCAGGGCCUUCCCCAUGCCUGGUUUUGAUGAGCGCUGAAGGCACCUGGUAAUCAAGGCUCACAGACCAAAAGUUACUCUUCCCGCUCAUCUGGACCAGUGGAAGGGAAACCACUAACUUUCUAUGUUUUGGUGGAGGAGGAAAGACCUCCUACUUAGGGCAAGAGCCAGGUAUAGCCUGGUUUGGAGGAUUUGUAGCUGAGAUUUGUUGUGUAACUGGACUUAGAAGAAUCUCCA
This is a messenger RNA of Castor canadensis (American beaver), 1778 nucleotides long. It is a transcript of the gene Shmt2, whose product is annotated as serine hydroxymethyltransferase 2. Gene Ontology annotation, biological process: tetrahydrofolate interconversion. Gene Ontology annotation, cellular component: mitochondrion; cytoplasm. Lineage: Eukaryota; Metazoa; Chordata; Mammalia; Rodentia; Castoridae. The record is from RefSeq and is a predicted model, not a curated record. Gene Ontology annotation, molecular function: pyridoxal phosphate binding; glycine hydroxymethyltransferase activity.